Messenger RNA from Momordica charantia (bitter melon), 1909 nucleotides. RefSeq names its product Amidase family protein. The record is from RefSeq and is a predicted model, not a curated record. NCBI's taxonomy places the organism in Eukaryota, Viridiplantae, Streptophyta, Magnoliopsida, Cucurbitales, Cucurbitaceae. Gene Ontology annotation, biological process: translation. Gene Ontology annotation, cellular component: glutamyl-tRNA(Gln) amidotransferase complex. Gene Ontology annotation, molecular function: glutaminyl-tRNA synthase (glutamine-hydrolyzing) activity.
GUGUGCUGUGUCCAGCAGCGAAUAUGCUAUCCACACUGCAGCCUCCGCGCUGCUCGCUUUCUCGCUUCCAUCUUCACUCCAAACCAUUGUUGUUCCACACCAAGCAAACCCCUCUCUCAUCUCCUCACCCCAUCGCCAAUUCCACUCUCACCGAUCAAAUUCCCACCUCCACCGCUUCCCAACCCCUCCAUUCCCAAAUUCUCUCCAUUCGCCAUUCCCUUCUUUCCCGCCAAAUCACUGCCACCCAACUUGCUGACUCCUAUCUCACCCGCCUUCGCGCAUUGGAGCCUCACCUCAAGUCCUUUCUCCACGUCUCCGAACUAGUUCUCUCUGAUGCCCGCGAGAUUGAUGACAAAAUUCAGAGAAAUGAAGAAUUGGGUCCUCUUGCUGGGGUGCUUGUGGGUGUCAAGGACAACAUUUGUACAGCGGGUAUGCCUUCCACUGGUGGAUCUCGGAUUCUGGAUGGUUAUCGACCGCCAUUCGAUGCCACUGCUGUGAAGAGAGUCAAGCAAUUGGGUGGGAUUGUGGUCGGGAAGACCAACUUGGAUGAGUUUGGCAUGGGUAGUUCCACUGAAGGCUCUGCUUUCCAGGUCACUGCAAAUCCGUGGGAUUUGAGUAGAGUGCCGGGAGGGUCAUCUGGAGGCUCUGCUUCGGCUGUUUCUGCUAGGCAGUGUGUGGUGUCUUUGGGAAGUGAUACAGGUGGAAGUGUGAGGCAGCCAGCAUCUUUCUGUGGGGUUGUUGGGUUGAAACCGACUUAUGGUCGUGUCUCGAGGUUUGGACUUAUGGCUUACGCUUCAUCGCUCGAUGUUAUUGGCUGCUUGGGUACAACGGUUGCUGAUGCUGGGAUUCUUCUAAAUGCUAUUUCUGGUCAUGAUGCACUUGAUUCCACUAGUAGCAAACGAGAGGUUCCUGACUUUACAUCGCAAUUUACUGCUGCUGAUUUGUUGGAAUCUAAACCCUUGAAAGGAUUGAGGAUUGGUCUGAUUCGUGAGACUCUUGAUAAUGGUGUUGAUAGUGAAGUAAAUUCUGCAAUACGUUCUGCUGCUUCACAUCUUGAAGAACUAGGAUGCUCCGUCAAUGAGGUAUCACUGCCAUCAUUCUCCCUUGGGCUGCCUGCCUAUUACAUUCUUGCAUCAUCUGAAUCAUCUUCAAACUUAGCACGAUAUGAUGGUGUCAGAUAUGGAAAUCAAGCUGUUGCUGAUGAGCUAACUGGUCUGUAUGAAAAUUCUAGAGCAACAGGCUUUGGUUCGGAGGUUAAAAUGAGAAUUUUGAUGGGAACAUAUGCUCUCUCAGCCGGUUAUUAUGAUGCUUACUACAAGCGUGCCCAGCAGGUGAGAACCAUUAUUCAGAAAAGCUUCAGAGCUGCAUUAGAUGAAAAUGACAUCUUAAUAUCACCUGCUGCUCCAUCUGCCGCUUACAGAAUUGGUGAAAAGGUGAACGAUCCAUUGGCAAUGUAUGCAGGUGACAUCAUGACUGUCAAUGUUAACUUAGCUGGACUACCUGCAUUGGUGUUGCCUUGUGGAUUUGUUCGAGACGGGUCCUCUGAACUUCCUGUCGGUCUUCAAAUGAUUGGUGCAGCGUUUGAUGAGGGUAAACUUCUCAAAGUGGGACACAUCUUUGAGCAAACUCUUCCAAAUUGCAGCUUUGUUCCACCACUAUUAGCCGAUGACACUCUGUAGGUUAGCUUCAAGCCAAUUGAGUUGUGAAGCAGUGAGGAAAUUGGGAACCUGGGAAUGUUACAUUCUACUGUCUUCACCAUUUGAUUGUGUUCUCUGUUAUCUAAAAAAACAAAUUGAUUGUUUUCCAAAAUUUAUAUUACAAUAAGAUGGUAAAAUUUUGCUUGCUAUUGGGAGCCGAACCGAGUCUUCAUUUGGGCAUUAAGAUGGAGUGCAGUUUUUGCUUUUUAUCU